Rhodofomes roseus is the source of this 554-nucleotide messenger RNA. RefSeq lists its product as uncharacterized. Lineage: Eukaryota; Fungi; Basidiomycota; Agaricomycetes; Polyporales; Fomitopsidaceae. The coding region runs from base 60 to 449 and encodes 129 amino acids. The transcript is spliced from 4 exons. The record is from RefSeq and is a predicted model, not a curated record.
CGCUCUCGUCCCCAUCGUACCUCCGCAGCCCCCCGCCGCCUCGUACCUUCACCACAUCAAUGCUCUCAUACACGGCCUUCGUCUCGUGGACGAUCCAGGGUAUGCUGGUAGAUGCAGCUUCAAGCGGUAAUCUCCCUCCCUUGGUCACCCCCGAGGAACUAAAACUUCCCGGGAGGACGGGCUUUCCCCCUCAGGUGAACAGUGCUUGUGUUCUCAACGCGGCAUGUUCAUUGAACGUCGGGUGCGGCUAUCAGUGGAUAGACCGCAUGUGUUUCGUCUGGCGGUAUGUGAGGUGGAUGAAGGAGAGAGUGGGUUAUACAUCGUUUCACUCGAUGUAUGCGCAUGUAGCUACUCCCAUGUCAUUGCAGAAAGUAUUGAAUUAUACACUGCGUAUGAGGCGUACCGUUUUUCCUCUGCGAUGCAGGCCUAUCUCUUUUGUCUUGCGGUGAUCUUCAAUGGUCUAUAGCGAUAUCCAAAAAAGGGAGCGGUCUCCAGUUACGUCAGCAGACCAAUAAGUGAGUGCGCGGGCCGGUCCGCGAAUGGCCGGCUUCGCC